This is a messenger RNA of Zingiber officinale, 1239 nucleotides long. RefSeq names its product stress response protein NST1-like. The record is from RefSeq and is a predicted model, not a curated record. The transcript is spliced from 2 exons. The coding region runs from base 1 to 1239 and encodes 412 amino acids. Lineage: Eukaryota; Viridiplantae; Streptophyta; Magnoliopsida; Zingiberales; Zingiberaceae.
AUGCCGACCCCGAACUUGCCCUCGACAGACCCAGCCUUCGAAGCGUUGUGGAGGCUUCCUUUGGAGACCGACCCGCCCUGCACACCUGCUGCUGAUUCGUCGCCUGUCUUCGGUAGGGUCAACUUCUUUGGGGACCUGGCCAUCUCCUGGCAAUCAGCCAGCCAGCAGUUCUGGGAGAGCGGCUCUCCUUUGGGGGAAUUCGAUCAGAUUGCUCGUUCACUGGUCGCGACCUGCUCCGCGAGUCUGAGCGCCGUGCAACGAGCGACCGAGCUUCAGCGAGAGAACGCGACGCUCAAGGCACGUCUCCAGGAAUUAGGGCAUCCUGCGACUUCCUCAGCUUCUCCCGAGCCCCCUUUGGGAAGCUUGGAUGCCUAUUUGCGGGCCAUCGGGGAGUCAGCAGCUUCGGCUCGGACCAUCUCCCAUGCUGCCUUUGAUAAACUUCAACAGUUGGAGGCGGCUUUGAAGACAAGUGAGUCUUCCCUGGCCUCUGAAGUGGAACGCCGUCAAGCGGCGACCUCUGAACUGAAAAACCGAGAGGCAGAGUUGCUUGCCCAAUCUAGGGAAUUGGCCCUGCUGAAGCAAGGUCGGGAGCUCCUACAAAUGGGGUUGGCUGAAGCCCAAACUGUGGCCAAUGCUGCUGUGGGUCGGGAAACCACCCUACGAGCUCAGUGGGAAGCUUGCCAGGCCCAGCUUCAAUCUUUGCAGGCGAAGCUUUCGCGGGCCCAGGAGGUAGUGUCUCAGGGCCAGAGUGACCUGAAUGCAGCUCACGCGGAGGCUAUCGAGGACAAGGACGCCAUGGCAGAGUACUUGGCGGGAGAGCUCGGGCGGCUGAAGGCCUACCGCUUGGCCUAUGUUCGUUCUUCCUUUUUCCUUCAGAAGCUGGGGCGCUGGAUGGUCGUGCUGCUGAGUUACGGGGCUGCUGGCGGGAUAAGACAAGCCUUCGAGCAAGGUUAUUUGCGUGCAGCGCCCCCCGCCACUUUCUUGGAUACUGCUCGCCUGGCCCGGGAACUGCCGCAGGACGCCUUCCCCUCCUUCGAGGCGGAUGACGGGCUCUUCUUCCAGGCUGCUCCUCCUCCUGCUGCCGCUCCAACCCUCGUAGAGGUGUCUCCCCAGGAUCUUCCUGCCGCCAUCCCCAAAGCUUCUGAAGCCCUGGCCCCUCCUCCUGCUGAGUCGGCCGACCCAGCACCCCCUCUGUCGGCCUUUGAUGACCCGUCUCCCCCUUCUCCGAAUGUAGUGUAA